GAAGUGCCAGAGUCUGCGCAAAACGAACACGUCUAGUGGUCGCGCUGCUUGUGCUGUCACGAGCCUUGUUCAAGGCUACCGAGUAGCGAAUUGACAUAAAUUAUUGACGACAUCGAAUUGUCUUCGUUUAGCCAUCAGACACACGUCAUUAUUGGAAUAGAUACAUCGUGGAAAUACGAUUGUGUGCUGACUGAUCACGGUCAACUGGUGAUGUUUUCCAACAUUUGAUAUAGCUAGCUAGCCAGCUAACGUUAGCUGUUUAGCUAGCUUGCCGUGCGUGACUCACUGACAGCCAAAGAUCAGACCGAGUCGCUAUUUUUUGGCAUUCUGCUUUUGAUCUGAUACCUGUAUAUAUAACUUUAAUAUAUUUAGCGGGUAAAUAUAGUUAGUUACAACUGAGUGUACUUUAACGGUCAUCUGGUCGUGAACGAAGGGAAGGUUUGAAUGAAUUUGCUAGCCAGCGGAAACGUCGGCUAGUUAACACGGAUACACUUGGAGUAACCAAUACUGCUAACUUGCUGAGUUGAUCCACGGCAUUGCCAUCCAAACUAGCUAAUCUACAUAGCUAGCAAAUGUGCUAGCAAGCUAUUAUAAACGUGCUAUCUUUGGUAAAACGCCAAGGGAAAGAAACUGUUAAAUUUGGUUAGCUGGCUAACUAGCUAGGAAACAAGGUAACAUACACUGUACUGUAACACCUUAACGCCAGCUGACGUUUGAUAGCUGACCGUCGACAAUUCAUUUUCUACGAGAAAGGCCGGAGUGAGGACAGAGAAACGAGUAAAAAUGCCGGCUGUGUCGAAGGGAGAUGGGAUGCGCGGAUUAGCGGUGUUCAUUUCGGACAUACGGAAUUGUAAGAGCAAGGAGGCGGAGAUCAAGCGGAUCAAUAAGGAGCUGGCCAACAUCCGCUCCAAGUUCAAGGGGGACAAGGCACUGGAUGGCUAUAGUAAGAAGAAGUAUGUCUGCAAGCUGCUCUUCAUAUUUCUGCUGGGACAUGACAUUGACUUUGGACACAUGGAGGCUGUCAACCUGCUCAGCUCCAACAAGUAUACAGAGAAACAGAUCGGCUACCUGUUCAUCUCGGUGCUGGUGAACAGCAACAGUGAGCUGAUCCGCCUCAUCAACAACGCCAUCAAGAACGACCUGUCUAGCCGCAACCCCACCUUCAUGUGCCUGGCCCUGCACUGCAUCGCCAACGUGGGUAGCCGUGAGAUGGCCGAGGCCUUUGCUGGAGAGAUCCCACGCAUUCUGGUGGCCGGGGACACCAUGGACAGUGUGAAGCAGUCUGCUGCCUUGUGUCUUCUGCGUCUGUACAAGGCCUCCCCAGACCUGGUUCUGAUGGGGGAGUGGACCUCCCGGGUGGUGCACCUCCUCAACGACCAGCACAUGGGUGUUGUCACGGCAGCCAUCUCCCUCAUCACCUGUCUCAGCUCGAAGAACCCAGAUGAGUUCAAAACCUGUGUGUCCCUGGCUGUUUCUCGUCUGAGCAGGAUUGUGUCAUCAGCCUCCACUGAUCUGCAGGACUACACCUACUACUUUGUCCCGGCCCCGUGGCUGUCCUGUAAACUGCUUCGCCUGCUGCAGUGCUACCCCCCGCCAGAGGAUGGCGCUGUGAAGGGCCGCUUGGUGGAGUGUCUGGAGACCAUUCUGAACAAGGCCCAGGAACCACCCAAGUCCAAAAAGGUUCAGCACUCCAACGCCAAGAACGCCAUCCUGUUCGAGGCCAUCUCACUCAUCAUCCACUACGACAGUGAGCCCAACCUGCUGGUGCGUGCCUGUAACCAGCUGGGUCAGUUCCUGCAGCACAGAGAGACCAACCUGCGCUACCUGGCUCUGGAGAGCAUGUGUACCCUGGCCAGCUCUGAGUUCUCCCAUGAGGCCGUCAAGACCCACAUCGAGACCGUCAUCAACGCACUCAAGACUGAAAGGGAUGUGAGUGUUCGCCAGAGGGCUGCUGACCUGCUCUACGCCAUGUGUGACCGUAGCAACGCCAAGCAGAUCGUUGCCGAGAUGCUCAGCUACCUGGAGACAGCCGACUACUCCAUCAGAGAGGAGAUGGUGUUGAAGGUGGCCAUCCUGGCAGAGAAGUAUGCGGUGGACUACUCAUGGUAUGUUGACACCAUCCUUAACCUCAUCCGCAUUGCCGGGGACUACGUCAGUGAGGAGGUGUGGUACCGCGUCAUCCAGAUUGUCAUCAACCGCGACGAUGUGCAGGGCUACGCCGCCAAGACCGUCUUCGAGGCUCUACAGGCCCCAGCCUGUCAUGAGAACAUGGUGAAGGUGGGGGGGUACAUCCUGGGAGAGUUUGGAAACCUCAUUGCCGGGGACCCCCGCUCCAGCCCUCUGGUCCAGUUCAACCUGCUCCACUCUAAGUUCCACCUGUGUUCGGUGCCCACGCGCGCCCUGCUGCUCUCUGCUUACAUCAAGUUCAUCAACCUGUUCCCAGAGACCAAGGCCACCAUCCAGGAGGUGCUUCGCUCCGACAGCCAGAUCAGGAACUCUGACGUGGAGCUGCAGCAGAGGGCCGUGGAGUACCUCAAGCUCUCCUCCAUCGCCAGCACCGACGUCCUGGCUACUGUGCUGGAGGAGAUGCCUCCCUUCCCAGAGAGGGAGUCAUCCAUCUUGGCCAAGCUGAAGAAGAAGAAGGGUCCGGGUGCCGUGUCGGUAGAGCUGGAGGACGGCAAGGAGAGAGGAGAGCUCAACGGUGGAGGGGACAGGGGGGGUGAAGCUGCCAUCGCAGCCUCUAACGCUUCCACCCCAUCCCCUUCAGCGGAUCUGCUUGGCCUUCGUUCGGCCGCUCCCGUUAGUGGGGCCGCUCCCAGUGCAGGCAGCCUAUUGGUUGAUGUGUUUUCAGAGGCAGGGCCUGCAGCCUCCUCUGCCGGCGUGAACGACGACGGCUUCCUGAGCUCUGCUCCCCCUUCUGCGGCCUCUGAGGAUCCUGCCCCUCCUCUGCCCGAGUCAGAUGAGCUUCUCAACAAAUUUGUGUGUAAGAACAACGGUGUGUUGUUUGAGAACCAGCUGCUUCAGAUCGGCAUCAAGUCUGAGUACCGCCAGAACCUGGGGAGGAUGUAUCUGUUCUAUGGCAAUAAGACCUCGGUGCAGUUUGUCAGCUUUAGCACCACAGUCAGCUGCCCAGGGGAGCUGCAGUCUCAGCUCAACGUGCAGACCAAAACAGUGGAACCCCUAGUGGAGGGAGGAGCACAGGUGCAGCAGGUCAUCAACAUCGAGUGUCUGACUGACUUUAUUGAUGCGCCGCUGCUCAACAUCAAGUUCAGGUAUGGGGGAGCCCUGCAGAACAUCUCUCUCAAGCUGCCUGUCACCAUCAACAAGUUCUUCCAACCCACAGAGAUGGCCGCCGCAGACUUCUUCCAGCGCUGGAAACAACUCAGCCAGCCCCAGCAAGAAGCACAAAAGAUCUUCAAGGCCAGCCAUGGCAUGGACACAGAAGUGCUCAAGGCCAAGUUGCUGGGCCUGGGGACAGCCCUGUUGGAGAAUGUGGAUCCUAACCCAGAGAACUAUGUGUGUGCCGGAGUCAUCCAGACCAAGGCCCAACAGGUCGGCUGCCUGCUGAGACUGGAACCCAAUGCGCAGGCCCAGAUGUACCGGCUGACUCUGCGCAGCAGCAAGGACACUGUCUCCCAGCGCGUCUGUGACCUCCUGGCAGAACAGUUCUAAAACCCUGAGUCUAGAACCCACCCAACGCGACCCAGGCCAUCAUCAUCAUCAUCACGCUCUAGACACCCAACACACCGAGACUAGCGUUUCAAUUCCCCUCACCCCACCCACUUCAUCCCCCCCCACUCCCUGAUCCUGAGGUUGCCAAGAACAAAGAAUCAACGAGAAGGAAAAAUACCUACAUAAGGGAAAAAAAGCAGCCGUUGCCACUUACACGACUGCCCUAUCAUUGACAGUUAUUACUAUUGUCACGAUUAUAAUUCCGAUUCUUAUUAUUACUGUUUAUUAUCAUCGGCGCUGCAAUUCUUGUUUUUUUUCUGUGUUUACCUGUGAACGUAAGUGUAUGACUGUGUGUGUUUCAGAAUCGUGCUGGUGUGUGUGUCCUGUUUUUCUCCGUCCUGUCUAUUUAAGCAUGGACUUGUGGACUUGUGAUGACAGCUGGUGUGUGUCCGUGCGUGUGUGAUGCAUGGGGGAGGGUGGGGAAUUCUGUGCAUCGAUUCCGCGACAUUUCAACCUUAGACUAUUCCUGGGAGUUGCAUGGGAGGACCAGUUCUACAUACACAUACACACAUUUAUGUUUAAUACACACCCAGAUACUCUCACAUGUAGGCACAUACAUGCGUAUAUUUGUACAUGCUUAAGUGUCUGUGUAAAGUAUCUGAAUAGGGUCCUCCUUUAGUGGGAGGGAGGGGUAAAAUUAAAUCACUAAAGAAAUGGGACUCUUCUGUGUAAAGGUCCAAAACAACACUCUAAACCCCCACCUUCACCCCAACCCCAUCUCUUCUCCACCCUCUGCUGUCCCAGACCCCCACCGGUUAUACAUCCCAAGGGCCUCAGUAUAAUCCCUGAGAUAUAAUAUUCCAUAAAAGAAUUCCGGCACAUUCCCAAGUCUACAGUUCCCGCUUUAUUCCAGUGGAAAUGGCCAGUGCACUUUAGGUGGUUCCAAGAGACCUCAGUCCAUCAAUACCCCACAAACGCAUAAACACACCACCCCCUCACACUUACCCCAUCUUUCUGGCUUGUAACCAUACUUUAUAUAUAAACUCAAAUGAUUCUGUACCUGUUCGUGGAAUAUAUAUAUAUAUAUAUAUAUAUAUAAAAGUGUAAUGAAUUACCCCUUUUUAUCUUUUUUUUUUAUUGUCUCAUCUUUCCUUUUAUUAGUAGUGGAGUUAUUGAAGUUUUUGUAUGUUUCUUUAAUGGUGUAAUGUUGUGUUGCUUCUGUUGUGUGUGUGUAUGUGAAAGGUAGUGUGAGAAAGUAGGGCCAGCAGUGUGUACCCUGCGAAUAGGGUAGAGGGGUCAGCUAAAAGGAGAGCGAGAUAGAAGGAGAGUAGCAGGGUAGCUGGUCUUGUUUACAAUGUUAAUCAGACAGCGAUGAGGUUGAUACUUGACUUAAACCUGUCAUAAAUCCUACUUACCACCACCGUAAGUAUGACAACAGAUAAGGUGUCGUGAAAACUGUUUAUUUCAGAUUAGCAAUGUUUUUUGACACUUGAGGCAGGGAACAUUGGUUGAGAGCUGACAUGGGGUGUUUUACGAUGGCUUAUGAAAUGUUUAUGUCGUGCAUAAGUAAGCAUUGAGCAAGCUUCAUUGAUGGGGAGUUCAGGUGGUAGUUGGAAGGAGUUAGAGGGCAGUGGGCCAGUCCGUGUUCACAUGAAGAGUGAAGAGGCAGAGCAGAGGCCUAGUAUUCGUUAUUUUAUUUUUUCCCGUGUUGAAAAGAGGGAUGGGAUUGGAGAGUAGAGUGCUGCUUGAUACCGGGAUUGACUGAAAAAAGAGGAGUACCUCAGAACUUGAUCUCUAAACACUCACAGGCUUGUGCACACACACACACAUCACAAAUACUUACCUUAUGGUAUUACUUAGGAGAAGAUUGAUUGUAAUCUUUGAAAACACAACCAACCACAAAGACACUGGAUAGCACUUAUCUGUAAACUCACAUUUCAGACACGCACCCACAUGUCCAUUCUUAGAGAUGAGAGGGAGGAGGAGAGAACUCAAAAGACCAACUGUCAAUCACAACUACUGGGAUCGAGUCAUCAGGGGUGGGCAACGCGUGUGUGUGUGUGUGUGUGUGUGUGUGUUUGAGUGUGUGUCGGUGUACCACGUGAUAAAAAUAUCCUAAAUUAUCUUUAUGAGACAUGGUCAUAUUAGUUUCAGCAGGAGUCACUUAUACGUCUAACCCAUGCAGCAUUGGUGGAACAGUCUGAUCAUUGUAGUGGCAACUGUAGAAUCAUUGUGUGUGUGUGUGUGUGUGUGUGCACGUCUAUGCAGUAUCCGCUAGCUAAUGCAGCCCCGUGUAUCGGUGUUAAACCUGUGAGAUACCUGUGUUAGAUUUAAGAUUUACUCUGUACUGAAUAAUGUGAAAGUAAAACUAUGCCAUAUACUCUA
Salvelinus namaycush (lake trout) is the source of this 6057-nucleotide messenger RNA. Its product is annotated as AP-2 complex subunit alpha-2-like. The transcript is spliced from 21 exons. Gene Ontology annotation, cellular component: AP-2 adaptor complex; membrane coat. Lineage: Eukaryota; Metazoa; Chordata; Actinopteri; Salmoniformes; Salmonidae. Gene Ontology annotation, molecular function: clathrin-cargo adaptor activity. Gene Ontology annotation, biological process: clathrin-dependent endocytosis; intracellular protein transport. The record is from RefSeq and is a predicted model, not a curated record. The coding region runs from base 784 to 3672 and encodes 962 amino acids.